This is a messenger RNA of Oldenlandia corymbosa var. corymbosa, 348 nucleotides long. The record is from the annotation of a GenBank genome assembly. NCBI's taxonomy places the organism in Eukaryota, Viridiplantae, Streptophyta, Magnoliopsida, Gentianales, Rubiaceae.
AUGAGUUCUAAGGCAAUUCUCUUCUUGGUUCUUAUGGCAUUGGUCCUCAUGAUUGCCUCGGAGGUCUCCGCUAGGGAUUUGGCUGAAACAAAUGCAGCUGAGACAAAUGGCUUAGAAGAGUCAAAAUACACAACAGAUGGCCAUUACGGCGGCGGUUACCGUGGUGGAGGCUACGGAAAUAUGCAGCCGAGACAAAUGGGUAUGGUGGUGGUGGUGGGCAUGGAGAAAUGGGUCCUAUCCGUGGCAAUCCCGGCGGAGGAUAUGGUGGUUGCCGAUUUGGUUGCUGUGGAAGCGGUUAUUAUGGAAAUGGUUGCGAAUGUUGCCCGUUUCCGGGACAAGGAAUGUUAG